UGAGUUGGGCUAGGGUUUUAGAAAACGUCAAUACCCUCAUCGAAGUAAAGAACAGUCGCAGUCUCAGUCGACUCAGUCUGAGUGUCGCAGAGAAGGAAGGAAGGUUUCAGUAGCUCUCCGUCAUUACCUUUUAGGGUUAUAGAGAAAACUGAAGAAAGAUGAAGACUAUCAGGACGACGGAGUCGAUGGACAUCCCUGAGGGGGUGAAAAUCAAGGUGAAGGCGAAGCAGAUCGAAGUAGAGGGUCCCCGUGGCAAGCUCGCCAAGAACUUCAAGCACCUGAAUCUCGACUUCCAUCUUAUUAAAGAUGAUGAAGGGAAGCAGAAGCUUCAGGUCGAGGCUUGGUUCGGUUCAAGAAAGACCACCGCCGCAAUCCGUACAGCCCUCACCCACGUUCGCAACCUCAUCACCGGCGUCACUAAGGGUUACUGCUAUAAGAUGCGAUUCGUCUAUGCCCAUUUUCCCAUCAAUGCCAGUAUCACCAAUUCCAAUCGGAGCAUCGAGAUCCGAAAUUUCCUCGGAGAGAAGAAGGUCAGGAAAGUGGAUAUGCUUGACGGUGUGACUGUUAUCCGAUCAGAGAAGGUUAAGGAUGAACUCAUCCUGGAUGGGAAUGAUAUUGAACUGGUGUCUAGAUCAGCAGCCUUGAUUAAUCAGAAAUGCCUAGUGAAGAACAAGGACAUAAGGAAAUUUCUUGAUGGUAUAUAUGUCAGUGAGAAGGGAACAAUGGUUGACAAUCAAUGAUUAGGCAGGGGACUAGCUUAAAAACUCUUGGGAGUUUUCUCAGUUAAACUUUUGAACAGGCAUAGCUGGAUAAUUUUGUUUUUUGAUUCGAGGGUGAAAGUGUUCACAAUUUUGAUCUUUUUUGAAAAUUUUUCUGUAUGAGGCCCUAAGAAUUGUUACAGAAGGUAUUUGAGAAAUUAAUAAUUUUCCUUUCUUUUGCUCA
Macadamia integrifolia is the source of this 942-nucleotide messenger RNA. RefSeq names its product 60S ribosomal protein L9-like. NCBI's taxonomy places the organism in Eukaryota, Viridiplantae, Streptophyta, Magnoliopsida, Proteales, Proteaceae. The transcript is spliced from 3 exons. The record is from RefSeq and is a predicted model, not a curated record. Gene Ontology annotation, biological process: cytoplasmic translation. The coding region runs from base 159 to 740 and encodes 193 amino acids. Gene Ontology annotation, molecular function: structural constituent of ribosome; rRNA binding. Gene Ontology annotation, cellular component: cytosolic large ribosomal subunit; ribosome.